This is a messenger RNA of Mesoplodon densirostris (Blainville's beaked whale), 1200 nucleotides long. RefSeq names its product sphingosine-1-phosphate phosphatase 2 (gene SGPP2). Lineage: Eukaryota; Metazoa; Chordata; Mammalia; Artiodactyla; Ziphiidae. The transcript is spliced from 5 exons. The coding region runs from base 1 to 1200 and encodes 399 amino acids. Gene Ontology annotation, molecular function: sphingosine-1-phosphate phosphatase activity. Gene Ontology annotation, biological process: sphingosine metabolic process; phospholipid dephosphorylation. The record is from RefSeq and is a predicted model, not a curated record. Gene Ontology annotation, cellular component: endoplasmic reticulum membrane.
AUGGCCGAGCUGCUCUGGAGCCUGCAGGAUUCCCAGCUCGUCGCCAGCUUCCAGCGCUGCUGCGGGCUCUUCCCCGCGCCGGAUGAAGGCCCCGGCGAGCCCUGUGCUGGCCCCGCGGAGGGCGCGGCGCGGGCGCCCGGGUUCGGGCAUCUCCCCGCAGCCAAAGGCAGGGGCGCCGGGGAGCCGGCCAAUGGGCUGCGGAGAGUCGCGGUCCCGCAGGCUUAUGUACAGAAGUACAUUGUGAAGAAUUAUUUCUACUAUUACCUAUUCAGAUUUUCAGCUGCUUUGGGACAAGAAGUGUUCUACAUCACAUUCCUUCCAUUCACUCACUGGAAUAUUGAUCCUUAUUUGUCCAGAAGACUGACCAUCAUAUGGGUUUUGGUGAUGUAUAUUGGCCAGGUGGCCAAGGAUGUGUUGAAGUGGCCCCGCCCCUUCUCCCCUCCUGUUGUGAAACUGGAGAAGAGAGCGAUUGCUGAGUAUGGGAUGCCGUCCACCCACGCCAUGGCAGCCACAGCUAUCUCCUUCACCCUCCUCAUCUCUACCACGGACAGAUACCAGUAUCCCUUUGUUUUGGGACUGAUGAUGGCUGUGGUGUUUUCCACGUUGGUGAGUCUCAGCAGACUUUACACUGGGAUGCACACAGUACUGGAUGUGCUGGGUGGCAUCCUGAUCACCGCCAUCCUCAUCGUCCUCACCUACCCCGCCUGGACCCUUAUCGAUCGCCUGGACUCGGCCAGCCCCCUCUUCCCUGUGUGUGUCCUGGUGGUGCCAUUCUUCCUGUGUUACAAUUACCCCGUGUCUGAUUACUACAGCCCAACCAGAGCGGACACCACUACCAUCAUGGCUGCCGGGGCCGGGGUGACCAUAGGAUUUUGGAUCAACCAUUUUUUCCAGCUCGUGUCCAAGCCCACGGGAUCUCCCCCUGUUCUUCGGAACAUCCCACCGCUCACCAGCAACCUGUUAGUUUUGGGUCUGACCAAGUUUACUGUGGGAAUCGUGCUGAUUCUCCUGGUUCGUCAACUUGUACAAAAUCUCUCGCUCCAAGUGUUGUACUCCUGGUUCAAGGUGGUCACCAGAAACAAGGAGGCCAGGCGGAGGCUGGAGAUUGAAGUGCCUUACAAGUUUGUCACCUACACGUCAGUUGGCAUCUGUGCUACCACCUUCGUGCCAAUGCUACACAGGUUUCUGGGAUUACUGUGA